This is a messenger RNA of Populus trichocarpa (black cottonwood), 627 nucleotides long. Its product is annotated as UMP-CMP kinase 3. The transcript has 4 exons. Gene Ontology annotation, molecular function: ATP binding; UMP kinase activity. The record is from RefSeq and is a predicted model, not a curated record. Gene Ontology annotation, cellular component: nucleus; cytoplasm. The coding region runs from base 247 to 627 and encodes 126 amino acids. Lineage: Eukaryota; Viridiplantae; Streptophyta; Magnoliopsida; Malpighiales; Salicaceae. Gene Ontology annotation, biological process: CDP biosynthetic process; UDP biosynthetic process.
AUCAUCACAGGCCAAUGUCUUGCCUCUACGGGUUGGCAAAAUUUUAGUAAUGUGAUCCUCUAUGGCAAUGAGGCAUUUAUCAUCGAUCUUUGUUCUUACGAUUUGCAUUUAUUUUUUCCAAGUACAACCGAACAGGGCAUACCUGUUUCUUGCUAUUUUUAUCGCUGUUGUUAUAUUGUUUUGCUGGUCAUAAGUUGUCAGCUGCGUUCUUCACAGAUUGUUCUUUAUUUAUACCAGAAAGUUUGUAUGUUCAUAAGAUUCUUUCGCUGUACUCAUUGUUUCCAUGAAAAAAUGAUUCGAAGCUUCACGAAAGAAGUAAAAAUUGUCCCUUCUGAGGUAACUGUGAAGCUUCUACAACAGGCAAGGCAGCACAGUUAUAACAAGAGGUUUAUCAUUGAUGGGUUCCCACGCAAUGAAGAAAAUCGUACUGCAUUUGACACCAUAAUGAAAAUCGAACCGGCAUUUGUACUAUUUUUCGAUUGUCCUGAAGAGGAGUUGACAAAAAGUACUCUGAACAGAAACCAGGGGAGGGUGGAUGAUAACAUUGAUAUCUUAAGUAAGCGACAUAAAGCCUAUUUUGAAACAACCUUGCCCGUAAUAAGUUAUUAUGAAAGCAGAACUAGAUAG